This is a messenger RNA of Chlorocebus sabaeus (green monkey), 1537 nucleotides long. It is a transcript of the gene HTR3E, whose product is annotated as 5-hydroxytryptamine receptor 3E. Gene Ontology annotation, cellular component: membrane. Gene Ontology annotation, biological process: monoatomic ion transmembrane transport. The record is from RefSeq and is a predicted model, not a curated record. NCBI's taxonomy places the organism in Eukaryota, Metazoa, Chordata, Mammalia, Primates, Cercopithecidae. Gene Ontology annotation, molecular function: extracellular ligand-gated monoatomic ion channel activity; transmembrane signaling receptor activity.
AUGGAAGGAAGCUGGUUCCACAGGAAAAUAUUUUCCUUCUACCUCCUUCUCAGCCUUCUGCUUCAAGGAAGGGGCGUUACUUUCACCAUCAAGUGCUCAGGGUUUGGCCAGCACGGGGCGGAUCCCACUGCCCUGAAUUCAGUGUUUAAUAGAAAGGCCUUCCGACUGGUCACCAUCAGCGUCCCCACCCGAGUCAACAUCUCCUUCACGAUGUCUGCCAUCCCAGAUGCGGUUUGGGAUAACCCAUUUAUCAGCCGGAACCCAGAGGAGUGUGAGGGCAUCAUGAAGAUGAGUAUAUCAGCCAAGAACCUGUGGUUCCCAGACAUUUUCAUCGUUGAACUCAUGGAUGUGGAUAAGACCCCAAAAGGCCUUACAGCAUAUGUAAGUAAUGAAGGUCGCAUCAGGUAUAAGAAACCCAUGAAGGUGGACAGUAUCUAUAACCUGGACAUCUACUUCCCCUUUGACCAGCAGAACUGCACACUUACCUUCAGCUCAUUCCUCUAUACAGUGGACAGCAUGUUGCUGGACAUGGAGAAAGAAGUGUGGGAAAUAACAGACACAUCCUGGGACAUCCUUCAGGCCCAUGGAGAAUGGGAGCUCCUGGGCAUCAACAAGGCCACUGCAAAGAUGUCCAGGGAAGGCACGUAUGAUCAGAUUGUGUUCUAUGUGGCCAUCAGGUGCAGGCCCAGCCUCUAUGUCAUAAACCUUCUCAUGCCCAGUGGCUUUCUGGCUGCCAUCGAUGCCCUCAGCUUCUUGCCAGUGAAAAGUGGGAAACGUGUCCCAUUCAAGAUAGUGCUCCUGCUGGGCUACAACAUCUUCCUGCUCAUGAUGAAUGACUUGCUCCCCACCAGUGGCACCCCCCCAUCGGUGUGUACUUCGCCCCUGUGCCUCUCCCUGAUGGUGGGCAGCCUGCUGGAGACCAUCUUCAUCACCCACCUGCUGCACGUGGCCACCACCUAUCCCCCACCCCUGCCUUGGUGGCUCCACUCUCUGCUGCUCCACUGCACCAGCCGAGGGAGAUGCUGUCCCACUGCACCCCAGAAGGGAAAUAAGGGCCUGGGUCUCACCCCCACCCACCUGCCUGGUGUGAAGGAGCCAGAGGUAUCAGCAGGGCAGAUGCCAGGCCCUGGGGAGGCAGAGCUGACAGGGGGCUCAGAAUGGACAAGGGCCCAGUGGGAACAUGAGGCCCAGAAGCAGCACUCAGUGGAGCUGUGGGUGCAGUUCGGUCACGCGAUGGAUGCCCUGUUCUUCCGCCUCUACCUGCUCUUCAUGGCCUCCUCCAUCCUCACUGUCAUAUGCCUCUGGAGCACCUAGGCAGGUGCUCAGCUGCAAACUUCAGUCUGGAGCUUCUUUCUCUUGCCUCCAGGGCACAGCCAGGUCUCCCCCCUUUCCUGAGUACCAACUAUCACAUUGCCAAAGAUGACUGAGUCUCUGCUGUAUUCCACGUAUCCCAACCCAGUCCUGCCGAUCAAUUCCAAUCCCAGACAUUUCUCCCUGUUCCUGCAUUCUGUUGGCUUCCUUCAGUCUUAUCAUAUGG